UGCAAUCAUGUCUGAAGGCAGUGUUUUUGAUAAGGAAGGUGGAGUUUCUUUUCUCCGCUCGUUACUCACGUUCACUCAUAUCGUCAAAUGGAAUGCUCAAAUUCGAUAAUGGCAAAGAUUUAAAGAUUUGAAAGAAUGUCAAGAGGAAACAACGUGUGGAACAUUGAUUCAACAACUUAUUUCCCGAUAGAACAACCUGAAGAAAUUCCAAAAGAAAGUCAAUCUAAAGAAGUGGUAUCUAUUGCUAAAAGAAAUGAACGUGAACGUAAGCGUGUUCGACUCGUCAAUCAAGGGUUUGCUAUUUUGAGAGACAGAGUUCCUCGCGAAAGAUGUAACAGAGGUCGUCGUUCCAGCAAAGUAGAAACUCUAAGAGCUGCUAUUAUGUAUAUAAGGCAACUCCAGCAAUUGCUAAUGGAAAACCAGAUAUGCUUACAAGAACAAUCUUAUUGCUAUGUUCAACCUGCAACCGUUUCUGGUAAUUAUCAUUUGGCUGAUGGCAUGCAUUCAACCACUUUUCAACAUUAUACUGGCAAUAUGCAUUAUUCUAAUGACUUGUAUGAAUAUCAGCCACCUCAAUCCUGGUUUACUUGACGAAUCUUUUCCAAAGAUCAUCUCUCUGAUUGACUCUCUCCGGAAUUGAUCUUUUAUUUGGAGAAUAUUUUUGUAAAUAUAGUAGUUAGACUUGUUAAAAGAAUUUAAAAAAUUUUAUAAAAUAGUCAGUAAAAAUAAAUUUGAUUAUAUUUAUACUGGGUGAGGAAAGAGUAACCAUGAAACAAAUUUCGUAUAACAAAUUUUGGUUAAGAAGAAAUAUUUAUCGUUGUUUUUGAGUAAAUAAUGACAAAAAAAUUAAUAAA
Molecule: messenger RNA, 854 nt
Organism: Parasteatoda tepidariorum (common house spider)
Lineage: Eukaryota; Metazoa; Arthropoda; Arachnida; Araneae; Theridiidae
Product: helix-loop-helix protein 6-like
Biological process (GO): regulation of transcription by RNA polymerase II; developmental process
Molecular function (GO): protein dimerization activity; RNA polymerase II transcription regulatory region sequence-specific DNA binding; DNA-binding transcription factor activity, RNA polymerase II-specific
Source: RefSeq, a predicted model, not a curated record